Acanthochromis polyacanthus (spiny chromis) is the source of this 2732-nucleotide messenger RNA. RefSeq names its product cell surface glycoprotein 1-like. The transcript has 6 exons. The coding region runs from base 710 to 2623 and encodes 637 amino acids. Lineage: Eukaryota; Metazoa; Chordata; Actinopteri; Pomacentridae. The record is from RefSeq and is a predicted model, not a curated record.
CAGCGCUACCAUCGCUCGGGUCAGGAAGUUCUCCUCAGAAUGUCGCAGCACAGAAGCUGUGUCGGUUCUGUACCGACAGUUUGAGAAGUUCGUCUGGCCGACGGUUCCUCAGCAGGAGGAGAGGAUCAGUCAGAUCAGUCAGCUCGCCGUCCGGCUGCACGGGGUGGAGGAAGGUCAGCGCUACAUCAAGAAGACAGUCAGCAAACACUCAGAGAUGGUGGAGUCCAUCAGGGAGCUGAGCAACAGGCUGAUAGAGCUGGAGGCCAAACUGAAGGUCUGCUGUUUCUGAUCCGAUCUGACUCCAACCUAGAUGGUCUGAAGAGGUUCUGUGGAGCUGUGGCUCCAGAUUGAGCUCACAUCUUCACCCGGAUCAGAACCAAACCCUGUGUUGUUGCUCAGUAGAUGGUGUUUAGAUGCAUCAGUACAUACGAAAUGUAGAAGAACAAGUCCAGAAUAUAAAAGUGAUGUUUUCAGUGAGACUGAUUUUAUUAGCUCCAAACCAUCAGCAGCUCUUAGCAAUAUCUGACUACUGGUAUCUUCUGAGCUGCAUCUGUCUGAAUCUGACCUGAGUUCGUUCAAUGAGAACAGAUUUGUUCUAUUUAUUCUGAUAUGAACCUGUUUGUAGCUGGAGAGUCUGAAGCAUCAGAAAAACGAGGAGGAGAAGAAAGAAGCGCCUGAGAGGAGAGACAGCGAUGAUGAUGAUGAGGAGAUGAAACAGAGUGAUAACCGGAGAACACAGGAGGUCGACAUGUAUGAGCUGAAAGAAACAGGCCACACCCCUGAACUGACCGCUGAGCAUGAUGGGAAGAAAGAUCCUGUGAAGGCUGCAGCCAAUCAGAGGGCUCGGUUCCAGUCAAGCUCCAACAGACGGACGGAGAUCUCAGACAGCAGUGUUCCGCUGCCAUCCUACUGCUCCACCCACACCUUCAGCCUCACCUGCUCCUCAGCUGACGCCAACCGAAGGGUCCACGCCAUUCAAUUACAGCUCCAGGCCACGCCCCCUCCACUUGUGAUUGGUCUGUCAUUCUCUGAAAUCCAGAGGGAGUUCCAGGUGAAAGCAGGACAGCAGGUAGCUUCAUGUGAUCCAAACAUGAUCCAGGAUGCAUCAGGGGCAGGAGGCCCGUUAGAGGCGGAGCUCCAACAACUGGAAGUGAUGACGGAGGAUUCUCUGUCCAGCGACGAGUAUGACUGUCCAUCACCUGAUGACAUCUCCCUGCCGCCGCUGGCAGAGACGCCUGAAUCCAACACCGUCCAAUCAGACAUGGAGGACAGCUUCUGUUUCAGCUCCAACAUCAACCAGAGCAGUCAGCAGGACCAGUCAGAACCAGUCGGUACCGGUUCAGUCCAACAGCACACAGUGAGCAGUCCAACUCCUCCCACCAACCUUCAGAACACUACCAGGUUCAGAUCAGAGUCUGGCUGGGUUCAGACAGUUCCUGGUCCAAACUCCAUGAGCAGUACUCUGUGCAGCAUCCUGAGAACCACAGAGACCAUCACCAUUAACACUCCCCUGAGGGCCCACCUCUCCCAGGGCAGCCCUGAACCAAACACCUCCUCUGGAUCAGUCCAGGAGAGCAGCACUACAGACCAAGACCGUGCUGCUGCUGAAAGGAGUCCUUCUGCCUCUCCAAAGGCUUAUCCCAGUCCACGGGCCGAUCCCACUCCAGAAGUCGAUCCCACUCCACAGGAUGAUCCCACUCCACAGGAUGAUCCCACUCCACAGGAUGAUCCCACUCCACAGGAUGAUCCCACUCCCAGGGCUGAUCCAGACCCAUUCCUUCACAGUGACACCAUCAGCACUGGGACACAGUGGAUCCUCCAUCAGAGUUCCUCCCAAACCAAGAGGGAAACCAGAGCCCAAAGAGAAGGUGUCAGCAGAACCAGUUCAGUGACUCAGCAGACCGUUCAUCCCCACUCCUUCCCUUCAGACACUCAGUUAACCAGGCCUAAGGACAGCAGCUGCUCAUCAAUCCCUUACAGUCCUCCUCAGUCUGACCUGGACGUCCUGAACACGACCUCUACCGUCAUCCAGCAGACAGUUUGCAGUCAGUCCUGCCCAUCAGGUGGUCCGUUCAUUGUCCCACCAAGCAGCAGGCCUCAGGACGGCACAGACCACCCCACUGGCACAGUCAGCAUCAGCAAUGACACAUUUAGCUACCAUCAUACUGUCUCCUCCAUCCAUGAGUCCCUGACCUCUACCUGUACCCAGCAGUGUGAGCAUUUCCUUGGCAUGCCUCCCAGCAGCUUUACCCGGCCAGGUGCUCCUCCUCAGAGCCUGGCUAACCUGCAUGUCCUACCCCUGUCCUCUCCAUCCCAUCUACUAACUCCAGACCAAGACCCAGACAUUUGUCUGCCCAUGGCCAUCAGAGAGGAGAUCCAGCUCACUCCCCAGAUCCAGGGCCCCCCUGUUCCUGCUCCUCCCCAGGCAGAGUCUCUUCCAAAGGGAAAAGCCUCCCGUUCUGGGCCUUCCUGCUUCACCAGGCCCCUAUCCAGAGCCACCGUCAUGGAGGGCUCCCCGGUGACACUGGAGGUGGAGGUGACGGGACACCUGGAGCCCAGGCUCACCUGGUGGGUAGCAUACAACCAGCUCCACAGUACCACACCCACUAAAAGAGAUUAUUAACUCCACAGCUCAGCACCAGGCUCCUUUACACCUGCAUUAACAUGAGCUCUACAACCAGAUCAGUUAACUGCAUUAACCCUCUAAACACAGGUUUGUCGAGGCGUCUCAU